AUUCUGAAUUUCUUCUGUCAAUAAGGAUAUCCUAAUAAAAUUAUUCACCAGUGUGCAACCGACCAUUAAAAUAUUUCAAUAGGUGUAGGUCAUGAUUGCCAAUAACUUCCCAAGUGGUGUUGUAAUUGCUGGGUUGAAAUUUCGGUAUCUUGCACCUGAUAGUUUUUGUUGUAAGCAUUGUUCUAUAGGUAUAAAUUGACCAGGUUAUUUGAAUUUUGUAUCAAUCAUAGCAGAUAUCUCCUAGAUACCUCUACAUCAUGUUCAAACUCGCUGUUUCCAUUUGCAUCAUCUCAGCAGCUGUUCUCGCUCAUGAGGAACAUCAUGCACCCGCCCAUUAUAAAUUCGACUAUGGUGUUCAUGAUCCUCAUACACAUGACGUCAAAUCCCAGUGGGAACAUAGAGAUGGAGAUCAUGUGAAAGGAGCGUAUACUUUAAAAGAAGCUGAUGGUACCACUAGAUUGGUGGAGUAUACCGCUGAUCCACAUUCUGGAUUCAACGCUGUUGUGAAAAGAAUAGGACAUGCUCAUCAUCCAGCUCAUUACGGCCACCAUGGCGGUGCUCAUCAUGGAGGACAUGGGGGAAAUAGUUUCGUUGGUGUUACACACUGGGGAUUUAAACACUAAAAAGAUAUGAUUUUGUAAUUUUGUUGAUCUGU
Coccinella septempunctata (seven-spotted ladybird) is the source of this 655-nucleotide messenger RNA. Its product is annotated as cuticle protein 19-like. The transcript has 3 exons. Bases 258 to 623 code for a protein of 121 amino acids. The record is from RefSeq and is a predicted model, not a curated record. NCBI's taxonomy places the organism in Eukaryota, Metazoa, Arthropoda, Insecta, Coleoptera, Coccinellidae. Gene Ontology annotation, cellular component: extracellular matrix.